AUGGCACAUUUCUCUAAGCCAUCUUCAAGCAUUCGUGUCCUUGGGAGAAAGAUACACGUGAUAGGUUUCUUGUUGGUGGUGACAGUAGUGUGCGUGGCAGUGCUGACUCCAACCAUGUUUCCUCGAGUUGUUAUCAGCACACCAAAACACAAGAAAAGACUUUACAGGAAACUGAUGACAACCAAUAUGCCAAUGAAAGUUUCUAGUCAUGCAUCUCUUAAGUCAUCUGCUCUUGACACGUUGACUUCAGUGAAGAAUGACAAUGCUGGUGUUUCUUCUAUUAUCUCACCUAACAACACGUCAAAGUCUUUUAACGAAUUGGCCACACUAUCACUACUUAAUGCCAGCGUUUCUUUCACUAACAACACGUCUACGUCUUCUAGCAAAUUGACCAACUUGUCACAACUCCUCUCGCAUGAAGUGUCUCCAAAGUCCUCUCCACAAGUCAGUCGGUUAACGUCUGCGAGUAAGUCAUUCUGGUCUAUUGUGACGAAGGAUAUAUUUGUAAACAGACCUUUUCACAUUAUGAUGACUGCUUGUGAUCAAAGUGGAAAUCGAAUGAAUCAAGGUGACGACUUCCUUCGUCCUAUUUUGAGCAGUGAAGUAAGAACGAGUCAGCAGAAAGUGACCAUUCUGGGUGAGGUGAAGGAUUUUGCUAAUGGUUCUUAUCUCAUUACAUUUCUUCCCUCUUGGACUGGACCUGCAUACAUUUAUAUUCAACUUUGGAUGACCAGUCGUACAGUGAGCAUGAUCGAAAGCAAGAUACUACAUUCUAACUAUGUUUUCUUGUGUGCACUUGGACACAAUUAUGGCUAUGAUGUCUUGUACGCUGGCCCACAAGCACGAGUGGAUAUAUUGAAAAACGUCAAAACGGCCGGGAAGCGAAAAGAUGGCGAACUAAGUUUAUGUCGAAUGGACUGGCAACCAAGUUUAGUAGAUUUCUCUAGCAAAUCAUGCAACAUGUCGUUUCCUCCUAACUAUCAUUGGUAUGGCACAUGUGAAGGAGAACGAACUGGUGAUUCGACUAUGUGUCGUCCUCAUCAUUGGUGUGUUUUUCAUCAGCAGAUGGCUGCAACAAAUAGCAGAGAAGUAGCAGCUAACAAACAAGGCAUUGGCAUUGUGUCAGGUGAUGUACAAUCGGUAAUAAUUAGAGGGGACGACAAGAAUUCUGUGGAGACAAAUAGACUAGAGCCUUGCAAACCACAACCGUUGGUCGUUUCGAGAGGUUAUUGGCGAGACAAAGAAUGGGUGAACCGAGACUGCUUAUUCGCUUGCAACAGCAAAGAAAAAUGGUGGAAGUAUCUAGAAGGCAAGAAUCUGUAUCUGAUCGGUGAUUCUACUGUAAGACAACUGUUCUCAGUUCUUAUGGCAAGUGCAGGCAUACAGGUACCAACAAAUGGUGCAUUUGUUCCACCCAAGUAUAAAGACUAUUCUAUCACGAAAUACAAAGCUACAAUUCAUUAUAGAUUGCAUGGUCUGCCUUUGCUGUCAUCUCUCGCUCUCAAUUUUGGAAAAGCUACGUAUACAGCUGAUACCAUUGAUGAUAUUCCAGGAAAUGAGAAUGAAGUAUUGAUAUUAAGUUGUGUACAUCAUUUGGUUUUGUUGCCUCCAAAUGGAUUUCGGGAUCGUCUUCAACAAAUUCUGGCCGCAAUUGGUCGACUUAGACAGAAAAGUUUGGGCAAAAACAUCCCAAUUAUAUUCCGAACAGCAAAUCCUCGAAAUUUUGAUUCAGCUCGCAUUAAUUCUUACCGUAUCAGAUGGUACAACAAGAUUGCCAUUGAUACAUUUACAGCUUCUAAUCUGGGCAUUGUUGUUUAUGAUAUAUUUGAUAUGUUUGCUGCUACUAACUUUAUAGAACUCGUUCAUUUGCCUGGUGGCAUGAUUGAGUUGGAGUUGUCUCAAAUGUUCAGUUUACUUUGUCCAACUUGUUGA
Corticium candelabrum is the source of this 1932-nucleotide messenger RNA. RefSeq names its product NXPE family member 4-like. The record is from RefSeq and is a predicted model, not a curated record. NCBI's taxonomy places the organism in Eukaryota, Metazoa, Porifera, Homoscleromorpha, Homosclerophorida, Plakinidae. The transcript has a single exon. The coding region runs from base 1 to 1932 and encodes 643 amino acids.